Vairimorpha ceranae is the source of this 207-nucleotide messenger RNA. RefSeq lists its product as hypothetical. The transcript has a single exon. Lineage: Eukaryota; Fungi; Microsporidia; Nosematidae. The record is from RefSeq and is a predicted model, not a curated record. The coding region runs from base 1 to 207 and encodes 68 amino acids.
AUGUUUUCCAGGAUACAACACAAAUACAUAGCAAGGCAGGAUAGAACUUCCGGUUAUUUGAAUUCAUCCAAUAAGAAUCAGUCUAAGCACAUAUUCAAUAAACCCUAUCUAAGUGCUAACCGAACCUAUUUAUAUCAGCAAGAAAGUGUAAUAGAGAACUUUCUGUCUACUAGCCAGCUCCCUGUCAAUAUUGCCACGCAUCCAUAA